Messenger RNA from Callorhinchus milii (elephant shark), 1922 nucleotides. RefSeq names its product eukaryotic translation initiation factor 4Ba (gene eif4ba). Gene Ontology annotation, molecular function: RNA binding. The record is from RefSeq and is a predicted model, not a curated record. Lineage: Eukaryota; Metazoa; Chordata; Chondrichthyes; Chimaeriformes; Callorhinchidae.
GCAAGAAGAAGCAGAAAAAGGGCAAGACUUUGACCCUGACUGACUUUCUGGCAGAGGAUGGUGGAGGAAAUACCCCUGCCUACAUUCCCUCAAAGCCUGUAAGCUGGGCAGACGAGACUGAUGACUUGGACAAUGAAGUUUCCACCGCCUGGCCCAGCGCUGACGAAGAUAUGUACAAGCCAGCGAUCAACCGGGCGUUGCUGCCUACGGCGCCUCGCGCUGCUCGGGCCCCGGAUGUUGACACGACCCGUCUGCCGAAAUACCCGCCAUACACAGCCUUUCUGGGGAAUUUGCCUUACGAUGUGUCUGAGGAGUGCAUUCGAGAGUUCUUUCAUGGAUUGAAUAUCAGUGCAGUUCGUUUGCCGCGGGAAUCCAUGAACCAGGAUCGGCUGAAGGGAUUUGGCUAUGCGGAAUUUGAUGACGUGGAUUCCCUGAUAAAUGCUUUGAGCCUCAACGAAGAGAUGCUGCAAAACCGGAGAAUAAGAGUGGAUAUCGCAGAUCAAGCUCAGGAUAAAGACAAAGACGACCGAUUCGGGAGGGGAGGAGAGCGCGACAGGACUCGUGACCUGGAGAUGGAGACCGACUGGCGAGCCAGGCCAGCCCCCAGCAACGAUGAUUAUCCCCCGAGAAGAAGCGAUGAUUCCUUUGGUGAGAGAAGUCGAGAUCGUUUCGAUUCGGAUCGAUUCCGUGACCGAGAUGGUCCCCGUCGGGAUGGAGAUAGGUUUGACGGAAGAGACCGUUUCCGGGAUGAUGGGUUCAAGGAUCGUGGCUACGAUCGAGGCGGGAGCCGGCGCGAGUUCGGCACCGGCUUCCGACGGGACACCUAUGACGACAAGCGGUCUGAUGAUUUCCGAGGGGGCGGCGAUCGUUACGGCGACCGCUACAACUCUGGGUUCGACCGCUACGAGAGGAGAGAGGAAAGAAGAAGCGACUUCAGCUCGAGAGAUGAUAUGAGGCAUGAAGAUCGAGGUAGCGUCCAAAGACCGAAGCUCAACCUCCAGCCCCGCAGUGUCUCGAACCAGGAGGUUGUCCGUGCCCCUCCCCCGCCCUCAUCCGGAAGAUCCGCGUCCAUUUUCGGAGCCGCCAAACCAGUGGAUACAACGGCCAAGGAACGGGAGGUGGAGGAGAGACUGAAGAAAGAGCAGGAUAAGCUCCUGCGGCAGCUGGAUGAUCAGGAGAGAGGAGUCAAGACCAUCAGGCAGCCGAGAGAGAGGCACCCGAGCUGGCGAACCGAGGACCAGCCAGAGCGCUCACGUACAGCUAGCGAGUCCUCGCAGCCGAGCAGCUCCACCAGCAGAGUGAGGAGAGAGAGCGAAAAGUCUUUGGACAACGAUGUCUUCAAGUCCGAGGAGCCACCGCAUUCGCCGGCGUCCAAGUCGACUAAGUCCGAUCAGCCUCCACCUCUUAAGGUGGUUCCUGCCCCUCCGCCGAAGGAGAACGCCUGGGCCAAGCGAACAAUGGCCGGCUCGUCCCAGAGCUCCGACACUGAGGCCAGGCAAUCUCUGUCCCCUGACAGCAAGUCAGAAGAUACAUCACAAGGCGAAGACAGGGCUGAGGUCGCCGUGGAUCCUUUUAUGGGAGAUCAGAAUGAAGAGGGUCCAGGGGUGAAGAGAGAGACCACCUCCCCCACGGGGCAGGGCGGGGGGAGUGGCGGGGUCAGCCAGGGGCGGAGCGAAGGUGCGAACAAGGACCGGAGGAAGGAGCCAGACAGGAAAGACAAGAGGGAUUCAAAACCUGCAACUGAGCCAAAGAAAUAUGAAGAGUCGUCUCCACCUAAGUUCAGCUCAGCGAGCAAAUACGCUGCGUUGAUGAUCGACGAAGACGGCGAAGAGGGCACAGACUAAAAAAAAAAAACACACACAAACACAAAGCGAAAGCGAAAAGGUCUACGGCGGGGAGGGGGGGGCGGGGGGGGAAAAAAA